AUGAAAUAUUCGAAGGAAGCGGUUGUGGUCGUUUUGUUGUCGGUUCUCUGCGCGCAAUGCGCUGGCCUUCCCACCGGUCCCAAUGACUGCAGCAGUCGUAGUUUUGCCGAUGGAUACUAUAUAGUAGUCACGACCUUGAUAGGCUUCAAGCUAGCCUACACCCUUGCAAGAUAUGCUUGCAAUCUGGCGGCUGCAGAGUUGCAACCGAACGACUUCAACAAAUGUAAUCGUAUCUGUCCCAAGUGGACGUUUGGUUACAAUUGCAGCCACUCUUGUCUAUGCAAGAAAUGGAACUCUUUCAAAUGCGGUCACGUGAACGGUCGUUGUGAGUGUCGACACGGCUGGAGAGGUGCGUUUUGCACGGACUCAUGCCCGCAGGGUCUCUUUGGGCCAAACUGCGAAUUCAACUGCAAAUGCCUGAACGGCGGAUUAUGUGAUCGUUAUACGGGAAAUUGCAGAUGUCCUGUUUGCUUUGUCGGGGAGAACUGUCAAGAGACAGCUACAAUCUCAACAGGAUCGAAGGAGGAGCAAUCAAAGACAAACGAGUCAACUCGUAGAUGGGCAGGUGUUGGAAGCGUGAUUCUUGUGAUGUUGACUAUAAUACUGGUGCUCGUAAUUAGACGAAAAAAGGGUUCGUGCACCAUCAGCCUCAAUGAGCAGCAGAACACCUUGUCACCAGAUCAGAAGUAUGCGAAUCAGUGUUAUUUGACUUCAGAUAAAGCGCGUCUGGAUGAUGAAUGAUGGAUAGUUGUCUAUUCAAUUGGUGUUUCGUGUUACUGUUGAUUUAUGUGCGCAAUGUGAGUUGUUAGAACAUGAAUUUACUUACACGAGUCAUGUACUUUUAUUAGGUACUCUAUAUUUCCAAGUGAUUUUUUAUAGCAGCGUGACGAAUCGUUGUGCUCGUCGUUCACAGCUGGUAGUCUUUAGCUAAAACAUUGAAAUAUAACGCUUUUGUUGUUGAGA
This is a messenger RNA of Corticium candelabrum, 963 nucleotides long. Its product is annotated as multiple epidermal growth factor-like domains protein 10. The transcript is spliced from 6 exons. The record is from RefSeq and is a predicted model, not a curated record. Gene Ontology annotation, molecular function: scavenger receptor activity. Lineage: Eukaryota; Metazoa; Porifera; Homoscleromorpha; Homosclerophorida; Plakinidae. The coding region runs from base 1 to 741 and encodes 246 amino acids.